Cuculus canorus (common cuckoo) is the source of this 1995-nucleotide messenger RNA. RefSeq names its product fibroblast growth factor 1 (gene FGF1). The coding region runs from base 455 to 919 and encodes 154 amino acids. NCBI's taxonomy places the organism in Eukaryota, Metazoa, Chordata, Aves, Cuculiformes, Cuculidae. Gene Ontology annotation, molecular function: growth factor activity; fibroblast growth factor receptor binding. Gene Ontology annotation, biological process: positive regulation of protein phosphorylation; positive regulation of gene expression; animal organ morphogenesis. Gene Ontology annotation, cellular component: cytoplasm. The record is from RefSeq and is a predicted model, not a curated record. The transcript is spliced from 5 exons.
UCUGGGUGGUGGGGGAGGCAGGCUGGAUAAAAUCCCUGUCUUUCACCUGGGCUGGAGUCCAGCCCCAAAAUAGCAGUCCAAAAACAAGAUCACAUGAGAGGAAAAAAAUAGCCAGGCGAAGGAUUAUCCAUACUUCCUUGUCCUACGUGGGUGCAGAGCGGCAGCCUGUGCUGCCGGCCACGGUGCCCACCGGCCGAUGCCAGCCUUCUCCUCGGACCCGGCUCAUCCCCAAUGCCCGCGCCCCUCUGAGACACGCUGCCGGUCUCCAGAGCCUCCCGUGCCCGGCCCCGCUCUCCUCGCCGCCGCCUUCCCCGCCGCGCCGAGAGGCGGCUUUGCAGCAGCAGCAGCUCGGCUUCAUCCCCGGCUUCACCCCUUUCUCUGCCCUCGCUCGACUCGGCGGAGCCGCAGCCGGGAGGAGCGCAGCUCGCGCCCGUCCGCCGGGAGAGGCUGAGCGAUGGCCGAAGGGGAGAUCACCACCUUCACUGCCCUGACCGAGAAGUUCAACCUCCCUCUGGGGAACUACAAGAAACCCAAACUCCUCUACUGCAGCAACGGGGGCCACUUCCUACGGAUCCUCCCAGAUGGCAAAGUGGAUGGGACCAGGGACCGAAGUGACCAGCACAUUCAGCUCCAGCUCAGUGCGGAAAGCGUGGGAGAGGUGUAUAUAAAGAGCACCAAGUCUGGGCAGUACCUGGCGAUGGACACCAACGGGCUGCUCUACGGCUCGUUACUGGGGGAGGAAUGCCUGUUCCUUGAAAGAAUAGAAGAAAACCAUUACAACACGUACACCUCCAAAAAGCACGCAGAUAAGAACUGGUUUGUUGGUCUGAAGAAGAACGGGAGCAGCAAGCUGGGGCCACGGACUCACUAUGGCCAGAAGGCGAUCCUCUUCCUUCCGCUGCCUGUCUCAGCUGACUGAGCCCCAUCCCAGGAGCUCAGAGAUGACCCGAACCCCAAAACCUAGCUGCCGCCUCCUCCUUUUCCCUCGCGCUCUCUCUUUUUGGCUAGCAUGAUAGGGCCAAACGUUAGGGCUCCGAGCUUUAGGUGAAGGCUUUACCAAAAACAGACAAAGUAGAGCUCCUUUGCUCUGUGCGAAGCUUUGCAGAAGUGAGGGGAAAAGCCCCAACACCCCCAAGGCCCACCUGCACCCCCGUCUCCCCUGCAGCACGGGGCCACCUCAAACCAUGACCGCCCUGCAGCUCCUGGGGACCCACAGAGAACUGUCCCAGGCAGGCACCCAGCAACGAGGCCAAGGGCACCCCAAGGACGCCCCAAAUACAAGGGGAAUGCACGCUUUUACUGUCCCACGUCCAUCUAAGGCAAAACGUCCCAGGAUAUUCUGCAUUAACGUAUUUACUCACCUAAGUAUGUAGCUUCUAAUAUACCCUUCAAGCAGUUUCCGAGUGUACCACCAGUCAUGUUACCAAGUGGCAGCCUGGUUAAAUGCUCACAGACACCCUCCGCAUUUUAAACUAAAGCAGCAUCAGCCAAAAUUCUGAGCUCUAGACACCCGAACCUCCCUUACAACAGGAAUACUGCUGUAUUUCAUGCUAGUAUCUGCCGUAUGUUAUUUGUAUUUAUUUAUUAAGUAAAUCUGUCUCUUUGACACUCUGUUCAUAAGUAAUUCAAGGCACCAAAGCCCCUCGACGUUGUUCCAGUGAGGAUGGGGCAGAGCGGGAGAGUCUGGGGUCUGAUGUUAGGGUGUGAUGGUGCACCAGGCAUGGGCUGCAUCACAGCAGUGCCUCACACCCUCUCCUCAGGGGGCGUCUCUCACUCCCCCAGCUCAAGAGCAGCUUCUGCCAAAUAAGAGCAUCAUUAGAGCACCACGCUGCCACGCUCUACCCUGGCUCCUCGGGCACCUGCGGAUGCCCACAGUGACCGGGCACGAGUUGCACGGGGGCACAGGUCAGCCCAGGCACCCCUGGGGCAAAGCCUUAUCACCCAGCACUUCUCCAAUUGCUGCUUCCCCAGCAGGGAGUGCAUUUUACCUUACAG